CGGACGAACCGAAGUCCGCCCAGGAACAGACAAUCAUCAUUCGCCCUCUCUUGCUUCACGGCAAUCGCCUUGCAACUCCUGGCCAGUGGACCAUCAACGGAGAUUGCCAUGGCUUCAACUCCGACGGCCUGCAGCCUGUUCUCCACGACUCCUCUACACUAUAAUGUAUGAUCCUGAGAGGAACCCCAGACUAACCAUAUUCGAGUACAUACCAAAUCCUGGGUGCGCUCUUGCCGUCGACGGCUGCCGGGCUACCUGGCUUUGAGAGUCCCGAGGACCUUUCGUGGGGAGCGGUGUUAAUAAAAGUCCUCGAAGCUGGCGAUCACCAUGCUUCUGUAGCCUAGGAAUUUUUCUCCCUCCGUCCUCAACCACCUUCCUUGCCCCCCUACGCUCGUUGCUGUCUGUCUCACCCAUUGUCACUCUUUUGUAGCAAAACGAACGAUGAAGGCGCAGUUCUUCGCGGCCGGCGCGGCCUUGGUCGCGGCCGGUGCGCUUGCUGACUUGGCAGACGCCACGAUUUCCAUCUCCAAACGCACUGACUGCAGGUGCUUCCCCGGAGACGCGUGCUGGCCGGUCCCUUGCGACUGGGACAAGCUGAAUAAGACGGUCAGCGGCCGGUUGGUCGCCACGGUGCCGCUCGCCCACCCGUGCCAUGACCCCGACUACGACCCGGUGCGGUGCCUGGCUCUGCAGAAUGGCUGGCAGGACCCCGCUACUCACAUGGAUGACUCCGCGUCCAUCAUGGCGCCAUUUUUCGCCAACCAGAGCUGCGAUCCGUUCACGGCUCAGUCCAAGCCGUGCACGUUGGGCAACUAUGUGGUCUACGCCGUGGCUGCCGAGACGGCCGACGACGUGAUUGCCGCGGUCAAGUUCGCCAAGAAGCGCAACAUCCGCCUCAUCAUCCGCAACACCGGCCAUGAUUACAAUGGCCGGUCGACCGGGGCCGGCGCGCUCUCGGUGUGGACCCACAAGCUCAAGGACAUCGAGUUCAAGAACUGGCAGGACGAGUACUACACCGGCACGGCCGUCAAACUCGGCGCCGGCGUGCAGGGCUACGACAUCCUGGCGGCCGGCCGCGACCGGGGCCAGGUCGUUGUCGGCGGCGAGUGCCCAACCGUGGGCAUUAGCGGCGGCUACACCCAGGGCGGCGGCCAUUCCGCCCUGAGCAGCUCGUUUGGCCUGUCCGCCGACAACACGCUCGAGUGGGAGGUCGUCACGGCCGACGGCACGCUCGUCACGGCAUCCCGGACGCAGAAUUCCGAUCUGUACUGGGCCCUCUCGGGCGGCGGCGGCGGCAACUACGGCGUCGUGCUCAGCAUGACGGUCAAGAGCUUCCCCGACGCGCCCGUGAGCGGCGCCACGCUGUCCUUCUACGCCAGCGAGAACCCGACCGACACCUUCUACAGCGCCAUCGACGCUUUCCACGCGGCCCUGCCGGACAUGAUCGGCGCCGGUGCCAUGGUGGUCUACUACUUCACGUCCAGCUUCUUCAUGAUCGCCCCGCUGACGGCCUACAACAAGACGACGGCCGAGGUCGAGGCCAUCAUGGCGCCGCUGCUGAGCAACCUCACGUCCAUGGGCGUCACGUACAGCGCGGCCUACAGCGCGUCGGCGACCUACUACGACCACUACAACCAGUACUUCGGCCCGCUGCCCAACGGCAACAUCCAGGUCGGCAUCGCGCAGUACGGCGGCCGCCUCGUGCCGCUGUCGGCCUUCGACGCCAACCGCACCGCCAUGUCGGCCGUGGCGCGCUACAUCGCCGACAAGGGCGUGACCUGGAUCGGCGUCGGCACCGACGUGUCCCGCUUCGGCAGCGCGGACCAGAACGCCGUGCUGCCCGCCUGGCGCACGCCGCUGAUCCAUGCGACGCUCACGACGCCCUGGUCCUUCGACCCGGCCGAAUGGGACCAGAUGCUGGCCAACCAGCGGCUGAUGACGUACGACAUCAUGCCGCACAUCGAGGCCGUCACGCCCGGGUCCGGCGCGUACAUGAACGAGGCCGACUUCCAGCAGCCGGACUGGCAGACAGUCUUCUUCGGGGACAACUACGCCAAGCUGCUGACCAUCAAGAACAAGUAUGAUCCGAGCGGCCUGUUCUAUGCCAGGAACGCCGUCGGGAGUGAGAAGUGGAGCGUGGCCAAUGAUGGGCGAAUGUGCCAGGUUGUUUGAUUCGGUUCUUUUGAAGAAGAAGGGUGCGUGGUGAGGGAGGUGAUGGCGAUGGAUUUUGGUGGCUACCAUUUAGGUAACUUAAUAUUGUAUGUACGCUUCAAUAGCCCCGGCAUAGCGUCUGUAUACUAGUAGGUACUGGGACUUAGAGGCGGUCUCUCCCGCAACAUUCGUUUUGUCGGCAUUUUUACAAUGGAAACUCCAUUCUUGUAAUACCAUCCCGUCGACACGCUGUCCGAAGGUUCUGCCAG
Messenger RNA from Chaetomium strumarium, 2420 nucleotides. RefSeq lists its product as uncharacterized. Lineage: Eukaryota; Fungi; Ascomycota; Sordariomycetes; Sordariales; Chaetomiaceae. The record is from RefSeq and is a predicted model, not a curated record. Gene Ontology annotation, molecular function: oxidoreductase activity; FAD binding. Bases 442 to 2172 code for a protein of 576 amino acids. The transcript has 2 exons.